GAGAAGUAAUGGUGUGUCUGUACUAACAUCAGCUGUUAAUACAAAGUAGGAGGGCUCAGGGCAAGCAUCAGGAAACAGCCGUGUGUGUAGCAGUGGUAACAUCACCCUUUACCCGUACGGGUCUGGAGUAGUUCCUGGCUAUGGCUUCCUAGCUGACAGACAGUAAAGGGCUUUGAACGGGGCGCCCUGGAUUCAAGCUCAGUAUCACAGUGUUGAAAGAAAGGAAGAUCGAAAGAUCGGAUCGUACACCCUCCACCGAAAAUGAAGUCAGGGGUGUUAAGCAAUGGACGGGUCUCUUUAGUGGAAUACCUAAAUCAGAGGGGGCUUAGAGGGAAUGAGCACCCCUAUACACUGAAAGAAAGAUUGCAGAGGACUCGGCUGGAGAAUAGCAAAAACCUUUACAAAACGGAUUUAUAUGGCCACUUUGGCUGUGUCAACGCCAUCGAAUUCUCUAACCGUGGAGGGGAGCUACUUGUCUCAGGAGGUGAUGAUCGUCGAGUGUUACUAUGGCAUAUAGAAAAGUCUAUUCACAACAGGGCUAAGCCUCUUCAGCUGAAAGGACAACACCAGUCAAACAUCUUCUGUCUUGCCUUCGACAGCGAGAACACUCGGAUCUUCUCUGGAGGUAAUGAUGAGCAAGUCAUACUUCAUGACCUUGAAAGUGGUCAUACUGUAGAUGUUUUUCCACAUGAGGAAGCAGUAUAUGGGCUGUCUGUGAAUCCCGUCAACGACAAUGUUUUUGCCAGCUCUGCAGAUGAUGGUAGAGUCCUUAUUUGGGAUAUUCGGGAGUCUGUCAGUGGAGAACCAUUUUGUCUAGCACACUAUCCCUCAGCAUUUCACAGUGUGAUGUUUAAUCCAGCGGAGCCCAGAUUACUAGCAACAGCCAAUUCUAAGGAAGGAGUAGGUCUAUGGGAUAUUCGCAAGCCACGCAGUGCCUUGUUAAGAUAUGGGGGAAAUCUCUCCUUACAAAGUGCCAUGAGUGUUCGAUUCAAUGGAAAUGGAACUCAGUUGUUGGCUUUACGUCGCCGUCUUCCUCCUGUUCUCUAUGACAUCCACAGCAGACUACCUGUCUUCCAGUUUGAUAAUCAAGGCUAUUUUAAUUCUUGUACCAUGAAGAGCUGUUGCUUUGCAGGAGACCAUGAUCAGUAUAUCUUGUCUGGAUCAGAUGACUUCAAUUUGUAUAUGUGGAGGAUUCCAUCAGAUCCUGAAGCAGGUGGUCCUGGCAGAGUUGUAAAUGGAGCCUUUCUUGUACUCAAGGGCCAUCGCUCCAUAGUAAACCAAGUCCGAUUCAACCGGUACAACUACAUGAUCUGCUCCUCUGGUGUGGAGAAGAUAAUAAAGGUGUGGAGUCCAUACAGGCAGCCAGAGUGCUCAGGAGACCUGGAAGGAAAAGUGGAGGAUGAAUCACGCUCGUUGUAUAGCCAUGAAGAGUAUAUAAGUCUCGUUUUAAGUAGUAGGAGUGGAGACCUUUCUCAUGAUUAUGCCAACCAGUCCAUUCAGGAAGAUCCCAGGAUGAUGGCUUUUUUUGACUCCCUUGUGCGUCGAGAAAUUGAGGGUUGGAGUUCAGACUCUGAAAGUGAUGUUAGUGCAAGCACUAUUCUGCAGCUGCGUACAGGUGAUCGCUCUGCUUACAGUGACUCUGAGUCUUCCACUUCCUUGCCUCAGUUUCCCCGACAGGCUGAAGAGUCAGAAGAGACAGUGUUUAACCUUGGUCUUCGGGCAACUUCUGACCCAACUGGUACUAGAGAAGAUGUGAUCUCCCGCCAGAAAAGGCUUAUGGCACUUAGGAGGUAUCAAGAUGCACGUUUGCUGGCUCUAAAUGACUCCGACUCUGAUGAUAACAAUUACCAUCAGAUGGAUACAGAUUCAGACACUGACCCCAUCCCCAGACCAAGGUCACCAAGCCCUGAAAAUGAUACUAGUAGCACCAGCAGUGAGGAGGAAGAUGAACUCAACAAAAGGCGAGCUUCUACACGACAGCGUAAUGCAUCAAGGCAAAAGCCCAAACCAAAACUUGAGGAGAGAACAGAUACUAAUCCAGAAAAUACAGAUAUUUGCCCAGGAGUAGACAUCUUUGAAUAUCCACAGAUCAAAAUUGAUGACGUAUCAUCUUCACCAGCUUCUUCUCCUGAAAGGUGCCAGGUGGAGCGAACGGCCAGUAGGGUAAAAGUUCCCCUGUGUUCUUCUACAGAAUAUGAGGAAAGAAAGAUAUACAAAGCUUACAAAUGGCUUCAGUGCUCCUACAAAGCACAUAUGGCUAGUAAGGAUGGCGAUCAUUCCUCAAAUUUGAUUGUUGAGCAUGAGGAGGAGUCACCGGGGACGAGUGAGAAAGAUGCAGUAGGCAGUAAUGAAAAUGAGGUGCACACACUAGAUAACCGGACUUCAGUGAGUCCAUCUCAUAAUAGAGAUCUUUCUGUAGAGGAUGUAAGCAAAAGUUCCAGCAGUCAGGUGGGCUUAAUUAUUGAGGGGAAUACCACUGAGGUGCAGCAGUCUAAAGACGAUCAAGACAGAGUUUCUGCUCUUGGGAAUUCUAAUAAUUCUGUAGAGUACUGUUUUGAAUCAAGAAGGGUCAACGGAAAAGCACCUUGUAAAGCACUAGGCAAUCAAAGCGAAGAAACUUGUGGGCGAAGAGCCUCUGCUGCUUUUGAUCAAAGAAACAGUCAAGACUGUCAGACAUUCUUGGGAAAGAGUUCCCAGGUAAUUACAGAAAACUCUUUUCCUGUAAUUGUAACAUGCAACAUACAUGCUGAUGGUCAAAAAAGCAUCAGUGAUAUCCAGACUCCAGCUGUAAGUGAGGAGGGUUGUACAGAGACAGUCUGUGCAAAUCAUAAUGGUCGCCUGCAUUCUACUGCAGUACAUUGCAGCAGCAGCAGACAAGGAGGAGAUCAGGAACAUACUGACCUAUCCUUAGCCAUGCACUCUGUUUGCAGUGGUAGUGGGACACAGACAGAAGGAAUCUGUCACAGACAGGACCAUUGCAUUUUAGCAGCGGACUGCAGUGCAAAUGGGGUGGGUACAAGAGAAGACAUUUCUGACUUGCAAACAAGGGAUGUUUUGUCAUGUGAUGAUUCUGAGGUUCACACUGGAUUGAAAAGACAUCGAACUGAAGCAGAAGAUGUGGACCCAGAAAACUGCCAGUCAGAGAAGAAAUUGAAAACAUGAUAACUUAAAGCACUUACUAUAAACUUAGUGUUAGGGCUGCAGAUGUGGGUGGAAGAAAUUAUGCAUUUUCAAUGAUUUUUUUUUCUUUUUUGUUCUUGUUUUCUUGGAUCUUCACUUCGGAUUUAUAAGAUUUCAUAUGGUUUGUACUGUGCACCAUUGUUAACCCUCUUGCUUACUGUUGGGAGCAUACGUGUCAUGCUUUUAUUUUUACUACAGGACAAGACUGCAACAACAUUUUCCACAAGUGUGUGAUGGUUUAAGGUUUAAUUGAUUCAGCCACCUAUUUCUCAGUGAUAAAUGCCAAGUGUAAGUUCUGUUUAGAACCAUCAUCCCCUGGGCAGCUGAUUCAGCUUGUUUACCGGGUAGCCAGUUUGACAUGUGCAGGAUGUGUGGGUCUUCAGGUAUAGAUUUCUUUGCUACAGAUACACAGUAAAGAAUUUGUAUCCCACCGCUCUUACAUCUGAUUUGUUGCUGCUGAUUGCUUCUGGUCAGAAGUGGCACUUAAGUUUGCCCGAGAGGUGUGUUGCUAAAAUUAAAGGUCAGAAUUAGAUCUGUGACAGUUACACCAUCUCAAUGGGACAGAUUGCAAAAAAAAAAAAAUCCCCAAGUUGUGGUAAAUUGGGAAAUUUAAAUCACUACAAAGCAGGCAGAAAGAUAAAACACAGCCAAAAUUUCUGAGAUCCUUUUGUCCUGGAUAGCAUUUCUCUCCUUUGCUUGCAAUGUCCGUGUCACUCAGUGUAUGGUCUUUAAAAGGUGCCUUGAAAUUUCCAGAAAUAAUGAAAAGGCAGAAUGAAUGUUUUAAAAACAGCAGUAUACUUAAUGCAGGUUGAAAACAUUGAUUUAAUGGUGAUUAAACCAAAAAAUUGGACUGAAUUAAAAUACUUUUAUGUACUACAGAAUGUGUACGAUUUACAGUUGAGGUUAGUAAAUAUUCAGUUAAAAUCUGUAACUAUUGACAGAUGAUUUGAAAGGGUUUUUUUCUUUAAAGAAGGACUAAUGGAAUGACGUUUGACUGUUCUCAGUGUUACUGCAUUGUGUCAUUCAUCAAAUGCAGGACAAGAGCAUACCUCUCAACCUCUCACAAAGCCAGGAAUAAUGGGGGGGGGGGGGUAAAGACUCAAAAAUAGAGACAGAUGUAAAAUAUUGCUCCUAUACAUUUAGAAAGUUGCUUGAAUUACAGAUUUUUAUUAUUAAAUAUUUUCUAAAGGAUAUAAAAUCUGAUCUGAAACUCAAGUAACUGUCAUUAUUUAUUAUUAUUUAGUGACUUCAAUCAUCUGAGGCAAAAAUCUGGGCAGUUGAGAGGUAUGGAAGAGGGUUCUGUAGAGCAGCAUUCUUGUGACUUUUUUUGUGACGGCAGCACAGAGGCAUGUAUUUUAAGCAUGUUUAUCUAAAAGUGAUACUGACAAAACAAAAAGGAGAGCUAAUGCUGCACAUGGGUGGUAUUUGAAAUUAAACAAAAAUAAUUACAGCCUGCACUAACAUUAUGUACAGAAAAGAAGCUUGUAACCAGAAAAAAAAGUUUGGCAAAUGUUGUACACUGUAUGGAAGUUCUGUUUAAAAAAAAUGAAACUGUUUUGGAAGUGAUGUGUAAAUUAGUAUAAAAUAAUGUAUUUUUGUUGUUUUA
Protopterus annectens (West African lungfish) is the source of this 4786-nucleotide messenger RNA. It is a transcript of the gene DCAF5, whose product is annotated as DDB1 and CUL4 associated factor 5. Bases 262 to 3162 code for a protein of 966 amino acids. The record is from RefSeq and is a predicted model, not a curated record. Lineage: Eukaryota; Metazoa; Chordata; Ceratodontiformes; Protopteridae. The transcript is spliced from 9 exons. Gene Ontology annotation, cellular component: Cul4-RING E3 ubiquitin ligase complex; cytoplasm. Gene Ontology annotation, biological process: negative regulation of fatty acid biosynthetic process. Gene Ontology annotation, molecular function: protein binding.